UUAUUUUUAAUUUCUAAUGAAAAGUUGAAAUCUCUAUAGUGCGGUACAUGAUAUUAUAGUAGUAACAAGUAUUGUAAAAAUCCCAUACAUAAUUUUUAAUUACAAUGUUUCUGAGUUAUAUACGGUUAUGACUAUAUAAAUGUAUAUCUCGGAACGCUGAAGGAUUAGAAUUUCUUGUUUAACAUUUUUAAGAAGUAAUUUUUUACAAUUUAAAUGUUUUCCAGCAAAUACCGCAUCAAAAAUAGUUUAACCUUCUUUUGUUCAAGAUUACAAUACGUUAAUAGUAACUAUAAAAACAUGUCAGUCGAAGUUAAAAAUGUUGUACAAAAUGACUAUGAAACAUCUGACGUUGUGGCGACUAAUAAAAGGCAGAAACUUGAUGAAAAUUACGAAAUUGUAAAAAGAGCACUAGACGUGAAAGCAGCUGGGGAUAUAGUAGAAAAGAAAAACUUUUCUAAAAGAAAGAACUUUGUAAUAAUGCUCGGUUAUCGUGGUAGAGAUUAUUUUGGUAUGCAGAUUAAUCGUGGUACAAAAACUAUUGAGGAGAGUUUAUUAUCCGCAUUAUUGGAAGCAAAUUUUAUUACAAAGGAUCAAUUUGAAGAUGUGAGACUGCUUAGAUUUCAAAGAGCUGCACGUACAGAUAAAGGUGUAUCAGCAGUUAGGCAAAUUGUUUCUUUACUAUUACCCCAAGAGGUAAAUAAAGAAGACAUAAAUAAGCAUCUUCCAAAUGAUAUCAGAGUAUUUGAUAUACAGAGAGUAAUAAAAACUUUUAAUAGUAAAAGUAAAUGUGAUAGUAGAACAUACAGAUAUGUUUUCCCUACAUUUGCUUUGGCUCCAGAGGAUCCAAAUUUUUUAAAACUUGACAUAGAUGAAGUAGAUGAAGUAGAUGAAGAGCAACGACUUAAAGAUCUGUUUCUGAUUAAUGAAAAGCCAUAUAAUGAAUUUCGAUUAACUCCAGAAAUGCUUGAUAAGUUAAAUAAUAUUUUAAAAUUAUUUGAAGGCACACAUAAUUUUCAUAAUUUUACAUCAAAAAUAAGACCAUUAGAUCCGAGCGCCAAGCGUUAUAUAAUACAUUUCCGUUGUAUUGAAACGUUUGUUGCAAAUAAUAUGGAAUUUGCUGUAUUGGAAGUGAAGGGACAAAGUUUUAUGUUACAUCAAAUUAGAAAAAUGGUAUCUUUGGUAAUAGGGAUUUGUAGAAAUAUCGUGUCAAGCGAUUUUGUCAAAGAUGUAUUUUCAUUAGAAAAAUAUGACAUUCCCAUUGCACCAGGCUUAGGAUUGAGUUUACAUUUUGUACAUUAUUCAUAUUAUAAUAAAAGAUAUGGGAAAGAUGGAAUUCACAAAACAUUAGAAUGGCAAGACUGUAAUGAAGAAGUCGAAAAAUUUUAUAAAGAAUACAUUCUACAAGACAUAAUAGAUACAGAAACUUCAAAUAACGUUAUGUUAAAUUGGUUGGCAAUUUACUUAACACCAAAGAGGUUUGCAUCUAAAGAAUUUGUAGCAUAUGAAGAUAUAGAAUAAGAUUUGUAUUGUAUUUAUUUAUCAAACUCUUAUAUUAAAUAUAUUUGUCAGUAA
Molecule: messenger RNA, 1572 nt
Organism: Frieseomelitta varia
Lineage: Eukaryota; Metazoa; Arthropoda; Insecta; Hymenoptera; Apidae
Gene: Pus1
Product: tRNA pseudouridine synthase A
Exons: 7
Coding region: 214-1518 (434 amino acids)
Biological process (GO): tRNA pseudouridine synthesis; mRNA pseudouridine synthesis
Cellular component (GO): nucleus
Molecular function (GO): pseudouridine synthase activity; RNA binding
Source: RefSeq, a predicted model, not a curated record